Messenger RNA from Brassica oleracea var. oleracea, 942 nucleotides. Its product is annotated as putative cysteine-rich repeat secretory protein 35. The record is from RefSeq and is a predicted model, not a curated record. The transcript is spliced from 2 exons. Lineage: Eukaryota; Viridiplantae; Streptophyta; Magnoliopsida; Brassicales; Brassicaceae. Bases 43 to 825 code for a protein of 260 amino acids.
AUGAAAACCACCCUUUACUGAAAAACAAUAAAAUCUAAGAGAAUGAAAUUUUCAUAUUCUCUAUCCAAACGAUUUGUUUCCCCUAUUUUGGCUAUGCAGUUCCUCAUCAUACAUAGUGUUUCUUCAUUGAACCUUACCAAUGAGUAUCUCAACCACAAAUGCUUCCUUGAUCAAGGGAUAUAUAAUACUGGAAGUGAGUACGAGGACAGCCUCAACAUUAUUUUACGUAGUGUUCGUACUGGUAGUUAUUAUAAGAACGGUUUCAUGCGCACAAGCAAGGGUCGUGAACCUGCUCCUGAUGCUGUCACCGUCAUGUUCCAGUGUCGUGGUGACUCUUAUGGGUCUAAAUGCCGUACAUGUGCCGACACCGCAGUCGCAGGGUUUCGUAGAAGAUGUCUAAGGAACAAAGGAGGAAUAAUAUGGUACGACCAAUGUUUUCUCUGGGUUAGUGCAAUCGGUGAAGACAUGCCAAUCAAUACUAAUUACAAGAAUAUUUUUUCUAUGUACAACCCAAAUAACGUAAGAGGGGAUGCAAAAUUGUUUGCCAAGAGGGUGGUGGAUUUUUUCUCUGAGCUAACACUUAAGGUUGAUAAAAAUACCGAAGUCGACUCUGUCGUCAUAUUUUACGCAGAAGGGAAAAAGAAGCUUGGGAAAAAUACAUUGUAUGCAAUGGUGCAGUGUGUAGAACUAACAAUAGAUUGUAAAAGUUGUUUGACAUGGAGUAUCGCAAAGCUUUUCAAAAACGACGACAUUAAACAAGGAGGGAGAGUUUUGGGUUCGAACUGUGAAAUAAGAUAUGAGCUAUACCCUUUUAUUAGGAGUUAAGCAUUUUUUAUGGUGGUGAUGAAUACAUCCGCUUCAUAAUUUCCAAUUAUGUUUUAGUUUUGUUUACUUUUUUUUUGCUCAAAUUUAAUACAUAUAUUAAUAAAUAGAGUGUUUAAG